Molecule: messenger RNA, 446 nt
Organism: Euleptes europaea (tarantolino)
Lineage: Eukaryota; Metazoa; Chordata; Lepidosauria; Squamata; Sphaerodactylidae
Gene: INIP
Product: INTS3 and NABP interacting protein
Exons: 5
Coding region: 29-403 (124 amino acids)
Biological process (GO): DNA repair
Cellular component (GO): nucleus; nucleoplasm; SOSS complex
Source: RefSeq, a predicted model, not a curated record
GAUAAAAUUAAGGCCGGCAGAAUCCAAGAUGGCUUCAAACCCUCCUGGACAAGGCUUUCAGAAUAAAAACAGGGUUGCAAUCUUGGCUGAGCUAGACAAGGAGAAGAGGAAGCUACUGAUGCAAAACCAGUCUUCCACAAAUCACCCUGGAGCCAGAGUUCUGCAGCCACUCUACCAAACAUAUGAACUCCCCAUCAUGAAGACUAUGGACCCCUGCAUCUCGCUUGCUAGAUCCUCCCUUAAUAAGGAUUUUCGUGAUCAUGCAGAGCAACAGCACAUAGCGGCACAGCAGAAGGCUGCCUUGCAACAUGCUCAUACACAUUCUUCAGGAUACUUCAUCACCCAGGACUCUGCAUUUGGAAAUCUCAUUCUUCCUGUAUUGCCACGGCUUGAUUUAGAGUGAGAACUUGAUUUAGUGUCCUUCGAAUGAAGGCCGUUGAGGUGCA